GGUCUCGGCGCUCCGGGACUCGCAGGAGCUCCGGCUGCAGUCUUCGCGCGCAGCCCCCGCCGCCUCCGUCCAAGCGGGCUCAGCCCGGUGCGGCCGGCGGCUGUGGCGAUGUGAUCCGGGGCCCGCGGGCGCGGCAGGUUCGCCGCGAUGUGGCUCAAGCCGGAGGAGGUGCUGCUCAAGAACGCGCUGAAGCUCUGGGUGACCCAGAAGAGCAGCUGCUACUUCGUCUUGCAGCGGCGCCGCGGGCACGGCGAGGGGGGCGGCCGCCUCACCGGUCGCCUUGUGGGUGCUCUGGACGCGGUGCUGGAUUCCAGCGCACGGGUUGCUCCGUUUCGGAUUCUGCUUCAAGUUCCUGGGUCCCAGGUCUAUUCCCCCAUAGCAUGUGGUGAGUUACUGAGUGGACCAGACAUUUACUGGGCCAUAGCCACUGGUGCAACACUGGAGGAAAUCAACCAGCACUGGGAGUGGCUGGAGCAGAACCUGCUGCACACCUUGUCAGUCUUUGACAACAAAGAUGACAUCGCCAGCUUUGUCAAAGGAAAGGUGAAGGCUCUGAUUGCAGAGGAGACCAGCAGCAAGCUGGCGGAGCAGGAGGAGGAGCCCGAGAAGUUCCGAGAAGCUCUGGUGAAAUUCGAGGCCAGGUUCAGCUUCCCCGAGGCAGAGAAGCUGGUCACAUACUACUCCUGCUGCUGUUGGAAGGGCCGGGUGCCCCGCCAGGGCUGGCUGUACCUCAGCAUCAACCACCUCUGCUUCUACUCCUCCUUCCUGGGCAAGGAACUCAAACUUGUGAUCCCUUGGGUGGACAUCCAGAAGUUGGAGCGAACGUCCAAUGUCUUUCUCACGGACACCAUCCGGGUCACCACACAGAGUAAGGAGCGCGACUUCUCCACGUUUCUGAACCUGGAUGAGGUGUUUAAGAUCAUGGAGCAGCUGGCAGAUGUGACACUCCGGAGGCUGCUGGACAGUGAGGCCUUUGAUCUGGACCCUGACCUGCAGGAGCCCAGCCAGAUCACCAAGAGGGACCUGGAGGCCCGAGCACAGAAGGAGUUCUUCCGGGCGUUCUUCAGGCUGCCGAGGAAGGAGAAGCUGCACGCCGUGGUAGACUGUGCCCUCUGGACGCCCUUCAGCCGCUGCCACACGGCGGGGCGGAUGUUUUCCUCCGACAGCUACAUCUGCUUUGCCAGCAGAGAGGACGGCUGCUGUAACGUUGUACUUCCACUGAGAGAGGUAGUCAGCAUUGAGAAGAUGGAGGACACGAGCCUGCUGCCCAACCCCAUCAUUGUUAGCAUCCGCAGCAAGAUGGCUUUCCAGUUCAUUGAGCUGAAGGACAGAGAAAAGCUGGUAGAGGGCUUGCUGCUGCGACUGAAGCAGGUCCACGCCAACCACCCUGUGCAUUACGACGCCUCGCCAAGUGAUGAGGACAUGACUUCACCUGUGUUUUAUUCAACAAGCAUGUGCAGUGACAAGUUUGGGGACCUUGAAAUGGUGUCUUCUCAAAGUAGCGAAGAGAGGGAGAAGGAACAGAGCCCGCUGCCACACCCCGAGCCCCUGACUGCCCUCUUCCAGCAGUCUGGCAGCCAGAGUCCUGACUCCCGCCUGUCCCGGGAACAGAUAAAAAUCAGUCUGUGGAACGACCACUUUGCAGAGUACGGCAGGACCGUGUGUAUGUUCCGCACUGAGAAGAUCCGGAAGCUGGUGGCCAUGGGCAUCCCUGAGUCUUUACGUGGAAGGUUGUGGCUGCUUUUCUCAGACGCCGUGACGGACUUGGCCUCGCACCCUGGGUACUACGGGAAUUUGGUGGAGCAGUCGCUGGGGCGAUGCUGCCUGGUGACGGAGGAGAUAGAACGGGACCUGCACCGCUCUCUGCCUGAGCACCCUGCCUUCCAGAAUGAAACGGGUAUCGCCGCCUUGAGGCGGGUGCUGACAGCAUAUGCUCACCGGAACCCCAAGAUUGGAUACUGCCAGUCCAUGAACAUCCUGACUUCUGUGUUGCUUCUGUAUGCCAAAGAGGAGGAAGCCUUCUGGCUCCUGGUUGCCGUGUGUGAGCGGAUGCUGCCCGAUUACUUCAACCACCGGGUGAUCGGUAAACUGCCUUCCUCCCCCUCCUCCAUCACAUCUGGGGAGCAUGCCUGAGCUUGGGAGGACGGC
Molecule: messenger RNA, 2148 nt
Organism: Acomys russatus (golden spiny mouse)
Lineage: Eukaryota; Metazoa; Chordata; Mammalia; Rodentia; Muridae
Product: TBC1 domain family member 8
Exons: 11
Coding region: 148-2133 (661 amino acids)
Source: RefSeq, a predicted model, not a curated record